AUGUCUGAGAGUGAAAGCGAGUUUGCGUCAGUGUCCGAGAAAACCAGGCUGAUGGACGGACAUGUGGAGACGAACGGAAGUGGCAAUUCGCUGUCGGGUGACUCGAGGGUAGGUCCUGAGGGCUCUCGCAAACGGAGGUCCCGCAGGCUACCCGAAGACGACGAUGUUCCUGAAGCCCAGAUAGUCACCGGGGGCAGCAGUCGGCCCCCACCUGUAGAUUACGAAGUCGCAGAACUCAGAGACGAGGAGGAAGAGUUGAAAUACGGGGCCAAGCACGUUAUUAAGCUGUUUGCCCCCGUGUCUCUGUGCAUGGUGGUGGUAGUCGCGACUAUAAGUGCUGUGAACUUCUAUUCCGUCAAAGAUAUGUAUUUGGUUUAUACUCCGUUCCAUGAAGAGAGUUCAGACACCAGCACGAAGGUCUGGAAUGCGGCGGCCAAUUCGCUGAUUCUGAUGGCUGUUAUUGUAGUAAUGACUGUCUUGCUGAUUGUGUUAUAUAAAUAUAGGUGUUACAAGACAAUUCAUGGAUGGCUGAUCCUCUCGUCUUUAAUGUUGUUAACCGUCUUUUCGUACCUUUAUUUGGAGGAAAUUCUGAGAGCUUACAAUAUUCCCAUGGAUUACCCCACAAUAGUGUUACUGAUGUGGAACUUCGGUGUGAUGGGCAUGGUGUGCAUUCACUGGCAAGGCCCUUUGGUUCUCCAACAAGCUUACCUUAUUUUUGUUGCGGCCCUUAUGGCUCUAGUUUUCAUAAAAUAUCUUCCAGAAUGGACAACGUGGGCUGUUCUAGCUGUGAUUUCAGUCUGGGAUUUAGUCGCUGUGUUAAUGCCCAAGGGCCCUUUGAGAAUACUCGUCGAAACAGCUCAGGAACGAAACGAACAAAUUUUCCCCGCUUUGAUUUAUUCUUCAACUUAUAUGUAUGCUUAUACCAGCAUGGCCACCCCUUCAAACGACGAGAACCCCCCUCGGGGGGCUGCAGCCCGAUCGUCUGCUGAUUCAACCGAGGAACACGGUUUUACGCAAGACUGGGUUGAUAAUCAUUCUAGUAGAGUUGCCCAAAGACGGUUGGAAGUGCAUGACGUUCCGCGGGGAGCCCCCCGGACGCAAAUUCAUCAAGAGGAGGAAGAACGGGGCGUCAAGUUGGGUUUGGGUGACUUUAUUUUCUACAGCGUUUUGGUGGGGAAAGCGUCGUCUUACGGGGACUGGAAUACCACCUUAGCCUGUUUCGUGGCCAUUCUUAUUGGACUUUGCCUCACGUUACUUUUGUUGGCGAUCUUCAAAAAAGCAUUGCCAGCGCUUCCGAUCUCUAUUACCUUUGGUCUGAUUUUUUAUUUCGCAACCAAAGAAAUAGUUAGUCCCUUUGCUGACAGUUUAGCAAACGAACAAGUAUUUAUUUAGCUACUUGCUAUUUUAUCAAGUGAAAACUCUAAUUUAAUAAUUUAGGUUUUACGAUUUUUUUUUCUGUAAUUUUAUUAAUAAAAAUUAAUAUUUAUAAUCGUCA
This is a messenger RNA of Tribolium castaneum (red flour beetle), 1495 nucleotides long. RefSeq names its product Presenilin (gene Psn). The transcript has 7 exons. The record is from RefSeq and is a predicted model, not a curated record. Gene Ontology annotation, biological process: amyloid precursor protein catabolic process; Notch receptor processing; amyloid-beta metabolic process. Gene Ontology annotation, cellular component: plasma membrane; ciliary rootlet; neuromuscular junction. Bases 1 to 1392 code for a protein of 463 amino acids. Gene Ontology annotation, molecular function: aspartic endopeptidase activity, intramembrane cleaving. Lineage: Eukaryota; Metazoa; Arthropoda; Insecta; Coleoptera; Tenebrionidae.